Coturnix japonica (Japanese quail) is the source of this 6887-nucleotide messenger RNA. It is a transcript of the gene ACER3, whose product is annotated as alkaline ceramidase 3. Gene Ontology annotation, molecular function: N-acylsphingosine amidohydrolase activity. Gene Ontology annotation, biological process: ceramide metabolic process; phytosphingosine biosynthetic process. The record is from RefSeq and is a predicted model, not a curated record. Gene Ontology annotation, cellular component: endoplasmic reticulum membrane. NCBI's taxonomy places the organism in Eukaryota, Metazoa, Chordata, Aves, Galliformes, Phasianidae.
GCGGGCCCAGCCCGACUCUCCGCCUUCAGAUCUCUGGGCCCGGCAACCUUCCUCCCUCCUUUCCUCCCCCCCUUCUUUAUUUUCCCCUUUGCUCCGUUGUGGCCUGGAGCUGGCGCCGAGAUGGCUCCGGCCGUUGAUCGGGAGGGUUACUGGGGCCCUCCGACCUCCACCUUGGACUGGUGCGAGGAGAACUACGCCGUCUCCUACUACAUCGCCGAGUUCUGGAACACAGUGAGUAACCUGAUUUUCAUUCUACCUCCAAUCUAUGGUGCGAUUCGGACCUAUAAAGAUGGCCUUGAAAAGCGGUAUUUAGCUGCAUAUUUAUGUCUUACAGCUGUGGGAUUGGGAUCUUGGUGCUUCCACAUGACCCUGAAGUAUGAAAUGCAACUGUUGGAUGAACUGCCAAUGAUAUACAGUUGUUGUGUGUUUGUCUACUGCCUGUACGAAUGUUUCAAGUACAAGAACACAGUCAAUUAUCCAAUGCUUUUCAUUUUAAUAACAUACAGCUUCAUAGUCAGCAUAGUUUACUUAAAAUUGAAACAGCCUGUAUUCCAUCAGAUCAUGUAUGGAACACUAGUUUCUGUGAUAGUUCUACGAUCUGUUUAUAUAGUAUUAUGGGUAUACCCAUGGCUUAGAGGUCUAGGCUAUACAUCUUUAACUGUAUUUCUAAUGGGAUUUUUCCUCUGGAAUGUGGACAACAUUUUCUGUGAGAAAUUGAGAGCACUACGAGAGAAGAUGCCUCCUGUUUUGGGCGCUGUGACACAGUUUCACGCGUGGUGGCACAUUCUCACAGGCCUGGGCUCUUAUCUUCAUAUCCUGCUCAGUUUAUACACAAGGACACUUUUCCUGAAACACAGGCCAAAGGUGAAGUUUCUUCUUGGAAUAUGGCCUGUUCUUCUUGUGGAGCCACCCAAGAAGCUUUGACUGAGACCUAAGCUGUCACAUGCGUCCACUUAGCCUGGCUGAAUAAAGUGAUUCAACACUUACUAUGGCUGGAUUGUCAAAAUCGUGGAUCAAUUCAAGUCCCAUUGCUACAAAAGGACUUCUCUGUGUUACUAGGCCUGCCCGCCAGAACAGAGCGAAGAGUUGGCACACUAGGAGAAUAAUGCUUAGUACAGCUUUAUUCUAAGUUGUUAAAACAAAGAUUAAGACACAAUAUUUUUAUGUAUAUGUUGUAUAGCUGAUGAUACUGAGCUAAUAUUUCGUGCUGGUCACAGAAAACUAACCAUUUUUGAAGUGGGUUGCUUACGUUUUUCAUUCAGUUGUUGUUUUUUUCUGUGGUGUAAACUAAUAUUAGUAACUGAAUGAUAAAAACAGGUCACUGAUGGUCAAGCUGAGCAUCUUUGUGGACUAUAGUGAACUGAAUGCUUAACCUGAACUACUUUAAUCUUGCACUUUCAUACAAUUAAUGAAGUAUGUAUGAUUGAUUUAGGGCUUUAUUCUGUCCUUGCUUUUCCACAGUCUCCUUUGUAACUGAUGUUUUAAGCAAAAAGGUUGGGAUACGUGUGCCACUUAGUUAAUUUCGUAUCAAUUUUGUGUUAGCCCAGCUGAGGUACAUCAUGGAAGAUGUUCCAGGGUGUGAAUGAGAGAAGACAUUUGUGAUAUAUAGGAGUUAUUUGUUUGAUUAGUGAUCCAUCAGGUGACUGUAUAACCACAAGAAACACUUCUAAAAUCUUUUUAUUUACAUGCCUUCUUUUUCUCUCCAUACUUUCCAGUUCCCAUUAUUCCAGUCUUAGUGCAGAUCGACAAACACUGUGGAUGUGUGCUUGUUCAGUUUUGAAAUCAUGCCUUUCUACUAUUUUAUAAGUCUUAAGUACUGCUGUGACUUUCAGAAGCAUCUUUUUAUUCAGAAAUAUUGAAGAAAGACUAAAGAACAAGAUUUAUGCUGAGGAUAACCCCAAAACAUGCAGCAUUUUGAUUGCUUGCUCUUAAUGUUUCCAUCACAUGGUUUCCUCUGUGGAAAGCUGAAUACCUUUUUAACACCAACCUUUGGCUCUUAAAUGGGGACAAACCCUCUGAUUUAUGCAGGUUUUUUUUCUACCCAGCUGAUCAAAGUUAGUAAGUAAGCAUAAAUAAUAAUAAUAAAUAAAUAAUUAAGAACGAAAAGAAAUUGAACUAACAGUUUUUCAAAAUAUACCUCAUAUUGGAGGCUCUCAUUUUGUCUGUCCAGAGCUUGGGGUGGCUAAAUGUAGUUUGUCUCUGGACCUUCAAGCUGUUGUGCUAUGCAAUUGAUGAUGCUUUGAGGGAUUUAUCCUUCUUGCAACAAGGGAAAAAGGGAAGUGCUCAGACUGAUUACAAGUCCUGCUCUGUAUUGAUUUUAAAACAGGUCCACAGCUGUGAGGCACAGUAGAGUAACUAUAAAGCUGUCUCCCUGGUUGAAGAAGUCAGCCUUAUGUAUAUCCUCUCUGUCACCCCUACUGAUGCAAAUCUCCAAACAAAAUCAUGGCUUUUGGUUAUGGUGACUAAGUCUGGACCCUUGGGAUCCAAACUCAGGACUAGAAAACAAUGCUUAAUCUUUAAUGACUUCAGCAAGGUUUAAGCACGUGCUAAGAGUAGUGCGUUUUGACCUGUAAUCAGUUAACAAGGCUUCUGAACAACAUUUUUUAGACAUAUAUGUUGUCGGUAGCCUCUAGUUCUAUAUAGAUGAGGUUGACAUCUGUUCUGGGAAAUGUGAGGGGUCCUGAAACUGAAAGAGAUUGGAACCACUAGCACAGAGGGAGGAAAGUGCUGGUUUGGACCAGAUGUCUGUGAUUACCCAAGUCAUAUUUUCUUCUAGUGAGAUUUGAGAACUGUUUGAAAAGUGUAGCUUGAACAUAAGUGCCUGCCUGUUCCCCUCCUGGCUCUCUCAAGCAUGCUUCUGCACACUGUAUCUUACUUUCUUACUGAGUACAUUUGCAGCUUCCAUAAGAUUGGGAAAAGAGUCCUGUAAUGGGAGCAGUGCAGUGGCUAUACAUAUCAGCAGUCCAUAGUGAUGUUUGCUAGGUAGGAUAUUAUUUUUAAGAGGAAGAACAAAACCUUUAUUUUAGUGACCUUAUUUUUGUUUCUGUCGGAUGUACGGGCUCUGCUUUUCUUUCCUGUAAUUACAGGAACCACAGUAUACUAAAAAACUAUUGAUAAAGCAUCUCUAGAAUGGUGUAUUUUAAAGGAAUUUGUACAUUCUCCCACACACUUGCAGCAAACUUCCAUUCAGGUCCUGUUGAAUUUGUCAAGACUAAAAAAUAAUAAUCGGAAAAGCUCUUACAAUUAAUUUUAAGCUGCUGUUAGCUUUUUCAUUCAUAUCAUUUACCAACAGUGCUUUUUAUCUUUAAAAACUUGGGCAGAUUGUGUUCUUUCUUCAUUCCAAAUAACCAUGAUCCACCCUUCCGUUGGCCUUUUGAGUUGUGCUAGACCCUGAAGAAUGUAAUUUAUGUGUAUAUCCUUCUAAGCAUAAGUAAUCUAACAUGAUGGGUGCUUUGGGUUGACUGCCUUACUGAUCCUGUAAGCGAUAAUGAAAAUGGGAAGCCAGUCUUAAAUUGUAAUGUUUUCUAGUGCCUGGAAAGAGAUACAUCUUUACUUCUGUAAUUAGAGAGAUGUCUGCUAAAACUGUUUUCUAUUCAUAUUGCUUGUAUGAUGUGCUUUUUUCUUUCUGCAGUCCCUAGAGCAGCAUAUCCCAAACUUUUGGUGCAGUACAUCUUGCAAGGUUGGUCAUCUUUGAUCCUGUUUUUCAAGUAAGGUUCAGACAGCAGCUACUUCAAAGGGAAUUACAGAAAUAGCAGGUGUCCUUUAAUAUGAAUCCUGUAGUACGUGUUAGAUAGAUUUAAAAAUAACGAGGAACCCUUUUAUUCUUGAACAUCUAUAAAGAACCAAGAAUUCUGUCACCUUGAGCCCAUCAGCUUGGCACAGAUCAGCAGCGAGUAGUUCUGCAGACUGUGAGAUGAAGAAUUCUUCUUUGGGAAGCAGUAGAGAAAUGUCAGAAUGACUCUGUCAGUAUAGAACACCACGGCAGGAAUCAAGACUUUCUGAAUUAAGACAUGCAUUGCCAUUUGAAGAUGAGACACAAUAAACAGAAACGCACCACUGAGAGGGAUCUUGUCUGUGUUUUGAAGGCAGUGUUUGAAGCCAGCUUGCAGUAUUAGUCAUCUCCAGACCUCAUUCUAAUGCUUUUCCUUUCAGCACAAAGAUGAUGUGCUACCAGCGAGUGUUUAGAAGACUACCCCAGUGUCAAGAUGGGGAUAUGCAGCCUAUCACUUGCCGAUCUACCUCUGUCGUGUAUUACACAGUGCCUGUGCCCUUCAUUCUGUCUGCCUGAAAAUGCAGGUGUCAGAGCAGUCUGCAGCCCCUGAGGUUUGCAACAGCAUCAUCGUAUGUGUCUGUGUCUGACUGAUCACUCUACAUAAACGUCCACAUUCAUUUGGUGUCUGUCAGACUUUCUGCCAAUGCUCAGUCUGCUGAUCCUCUGAACGCAGAAGUUGGAUGUAGAUAGAGAUGUGAGGAGGAGGACUUUAAUUGAGACAGAUGAAGUGAAACCUUUUUUGGCAGUGUAUUAAGAGACAUUUAACGCUAAGAUACGGCAUACAAUUAAUUUGACGUGACCUUAGGAGAGAUGUAGUAGGAAAGAUUGUCCUGUAAUUAGUUUUAAUUCUCUUCUAAUCUAAUAUUGCCGUUGUGUUCAUCCUUGGCCCUGCUUUGUUUGCUUGAAGGGAGCUGUAUGAUUUGAAGUGCAGUUGAUUCUUUUGGCCACGUACAUUUGCUUCCAGCACUUGAUUUCUAAUGACGGAAUGAGUUUUUCUACUAGCUCAUCCACCUGAAACUCAUAAGAACAUAAAAUCCUCCCAGUACCGCUCGUGUUUCUCACAGUGACCACCACAUUGUUUAGUAUUUGAGUCCAAGAAUUUCAGUCAUUCCACUUUUGAAACCAGUUUCUCCCUGUGGAUAUUUAUUUUAUGGCAUUUGGUAGCAGGUGGUGAAAUAAAUCACUGUAAUGCUUGGUAGUGGAAGAGGAGCUGUAAUGAACCAGCACUGCUGUUUUCUUCAGUAGACCUGAAGAUCCAGGAAUGCAUUUGUUCUGGUGGGCCAUGUGGUUGUAAUGGACAUUGCUUUGCUUUACAGAUCUCCCCAUCUGCGCUUUAUAAGUAGGCAGUGAGAGGCUUAAAAUGCAAACUACUGAUUGACUGUGAGACUUUGUUAUGAAAAGAGAUAAACAAAGGAGUCUUUAUUACCCAUGAGAAGCGAAAGGCAGAAGGAGAUUAAGAAAUCUGACAUGGAAAGAGAAUAACAAAAGAUUAAGCACAGAAUCCCACAGUAUUACAUCCACCGCCUUCUUUAUAACAGCACUUUAGAUCAUUGUGUAGCAAGCUUGAGGGUUUUGAUGUUUAUAUAUUUAACCUUUCGUGCUGACUCUGCACUCUGCCAUAGAGGUGAUGUAAACAACAUGUUACAUUCAGUUCAUUAUGAAUUAUCCAGCUGUUGCUCUCUGAGGACGGAAGGUGACGUACAUUUCAUACACAAGUGAAAAUGCUUUCCGUGCAUCUGGAACAUCCUCUGCCAGCUUUCCUUGAGAGUCCAUGAUAAAACUACAGAGAAUUUACUGUACAUCUGUUCAGAUUGGUUGGAGGUUGGUCUUUCCCAUGUCUCACCCACAACUGCCUACUGCAGCCAAGUGCCUGACCUGCUGCAAGUCUUUUCUGAGAGCUGAAGAUGUCUUUUUUCCCUGAGGUCCACAGAAGGUCCUUGGUAGGUGGAGACAGGCUUUGGUUUAUGUUAAAAAUCAUUCUGAUGCAUAAGUCAGGGCACUUCUUAUGGCUGCUUUGCAGAAAUGGAGUUACCCAGUACACAGCUGAAAUGUGCCUGGCUACCCCACAUCCCUGAUGCUGUUGGAUCUUCUCCCAUUUAUAAAGAUGGAUGAGGGAUUGAGCCCCAUAACUACUGUUUAUUGAAGCAUGCGUAGUUCAGUGAUGGGCAGUGAGAAGGCACUUUAUGCAGAGCCCCAUUUCAUUUUUGGAGCUCACCAGUCCACUGAUACAUACGAUUUUGGAAGCAGGAUUAAUGCCUGAGUCUCUCACUUGGGAUCUCCAUUUGUACUUGUUGUGAAGGUAUCCAGUCUCAACAAGAUGAGAAUCCACCUAUUGCAAGACUCUGAACCAGUGCCUGUAAAACGUUUUGCACAAGUGGAGUGCACACAUCUGCCUGAUGCUGAGGGCAGGCUACUGAGAUUAUACAAAUAGCUUCAAGGAUAACCUCAGCUUCAUUCUUCUUCCCCUGGAACAACGUAUGCCUUGUUCUUCAAAUGCCAGUAUUGAACAAAAAAGCUGGGUUUUCCCACAUGCCCCAUAGCAACCCAUAUACCAAAACGCUUCCUAAAUUAAAUUGGUGACUCCUUAGACAGAAGAGGGGUGGAUUUUCUGUUAAUCUCCCAAACUGAUGUCUACUGUGUGAUGUUGACGAUUAAACUGAGCUGAAUGCACUGAUGAUGCCUUGUUUACUGUCUUAGCAGAUAACAUCUGUAUCGGGCGUGAAAAAGACCACGUGUUAACGUGACCAAACUUUUUAACAUUGACACUAUUGGUUCUAACGUAAUAUUUUUUUAGGUUUGUUUUUUUGUUUUAUUUUUCCUGAAAUUCAGCAUAUUGUUGCAGACAUAUAAAUACACUGUGACAGACGAACGGCAGUAAAAACUUGUAAAACAGCUGCACCGAGCAGCUUUUAUUGACAAUUUUCAUAGUACUGAACUGAUUAUUUGUACCAGGCUUGCUGGUAACUAACAUUAGGCUUCUGUGUAUCAGCCUAUCUUGUUUUGCGAGCACCGUAGCUUUGAGAUAUUUAAUGUAUUUUGUUUGUUAUUCAUGUUGUGGUCAGGCACUAAUUUGUGUCUUUAUAGUUCAAAUUAUUAAAGAACUUUGUUUUAAGUA